AGAGCAUGUAGGAGUUUUUUUUGUCACCAAUUUCUCUGUAAUGAUAAAGGUGUUUGAGCAAUGAAGGCCAUACAGACAUUGCUGAUAGCGAGUUUGACAACAGAGCUUGUCAUAGCAGGAAGAACCUUCAAGUGGAGUCUGUGUCAUUGUAGCUUCAAUCCCUGGCAGAGCUGGAGCCAGUGUACGGCAACAUGUGGGGGUGGGCGUCAGAGGCGUGAACGUUCUGUGCAAAUGUAUACAAACGCAGUUUGUCGAACUUUCGAAGAUUGUGCUUCCAAUGACAAUGGGUUCGACUUUCGGGAUUGUAACAAAAUAUGUAACAACGGCGGUACGAUGGUAGGUUCGUCGUACUGUAGGUGCCCAGACGGAUGGAGAGGAACGUGCUGUGGUGAAAAGGUUACAUGUGGAGACCCCGGAGCUCUGACAAAUGGACAGAGGCAUUGUAAUUCGUUUGAUUACGGCAACAGCGUGACAUAUACGUGUACUCACCUGUACAACAUGACGCGAGGGUCGAGUGUAAGGACAUGUGACAAGUACGGCCGAUGGACAGGGUAUAUGCCUCGUUGCGUUUUCGUCAAUACCUGUCUCAGUAAUCCCUGUCAAAACGGAGGCACGUGUGUAGAUGGCCUAGACAGGUAUGAUUGUCAGUGUUCACCAGGUUGGAGCGGAGUCAAUUGUGAACGAGAUAUUCAACCGCCACUUAUGACUGACUGUCCUUCUAAUAUGAAACUAUUUGUGACCACACCUACCGUCAAUGUUAACUGGUCAAUUCCAGUAUUUACGGAUCCAAUGGGAACUUACUUGAAGUUAACCCACAACUACCCAGUCAACCGCUGGGAGUUUCCAUGGGGCGACUUUACAGUGCAGUACUCGGCUCUGAAACCGUCGAAUGGCCUGAAUACUGAAUGUUUGUUCAACAUAACAAUACGUCCACAUCCAUGUCCUACCCUGAAUGUCCCAACCGGCGGUGCAAAGGUGUGUAAUGGUUGGAAAAGCGACUUCGGGGAGUACUGUAUGAUAUUUUGUGAUGUCAAUCAUGACGUUUAUCCAGGAAUUGACGUCAACCAAUGGUAUGUCUGUGGUGCAAGUGGCGCAUGGAAACCGAGUGCCAAACUUCCAGACUGUGGAG
This is a messenger RNA of Mizuhopecten yessoensis (Yesso scallop), 1129 nucleotides long. RefSeq names its product protein jagged-1-like. NCBI's taxonomy places the organism in Eukaryota, Metazoa, Mollusca, Bivalvia, Pectinida, Pectinidae. The record is from RefSeq and is a predicted model, not a curated record. The annotation marks the transcript as partial. Gene Ontology annotation, biological process: heterophilic cell-cell adhesion; establishment or maintenance of epithelial cell apical/basal polarity. Gene Ontology annotation, cellular component: plasma membrane; protein-containing complex. Gene Ontology annotation, molecular function: calcium ion binding. The transcript has 6 exons.